Molecule: messenger RNA, 634 nt
Organism: Trichomonas vaginalis G3
Lineage: Eukaryota; Parabasalia; Trichomonadida; Trichomonadidae
Product: protein of unknown function, DUF4106 family
Exons: 1
Source: RefSeq, a predicted model, not a curated record
AUGGCUGAUGGAAAUAUAACACCUGACGUUCUAGAACAUUUAUCUCAAAGAACUACACAGAACCAUAGAGAUGGUAUAUUUGGUGAAGAGUUUAGAAAGAAAGUUAGGGAGAGAGAAGGAAGAGAACCUAUUGUACAUGACCUUGCAAACGAAAGUUUGCAAAAUGUCAUAAAAACUUACUUUGCAGACAAUGAACUGAGAAGGGAUGAAUAUUUAAGAAAACUCAAAUGGACAGUACCAAAUGAAAUGUUAGUAUUGAAAAACAUGUUCCUUGACAAAAUAAAACCAACUACAGAAAUAAAUGACGCAAGACUGAAACAUUGGGUAAAAGCUUUCCCAUUCACAAAAGAUAUUAUUGGUUACAUGGAAAGAAAACCAGAAUGGCUACAAAAACAUAUAUUUGGAAACGAGCUUAUUCCAUAUGGACAAGCUCUGUUUGAAGAGCUUGAACCGGAAACUCAGGAAAGAGUCAUGCAAACAAUACGCGAAGACUCAAAUACAAACUAUGACAAAAUCUUUCUAGGAUAUAGGUUACCUGAGAUGGGCGACCAGAGCCCAAAGGCAAAAAGGACAUGGGAAAUUUACAACAUACUAGGUGAACAUGAGGCAAAGAUGCAACAACUUGAAGCAGAGG